Molecule: messenger RNA, 7062 nt
Organism: Octopus bimaculoides (California two-spot octopus)
Lineage: Eukaryota; Metazoa; Mollusca; Cephalopoda; Octopoda; Octopodidae
Biological process (GO): positive regulation of transcription by RNA polymerase II; animal organ morphogenesis
Cellular component (GO): PR-DUB complex
Molecular function (GO): chromatin binding; DNA binding
Source: RefSeq, a predicted model, not a curated record
CGCUGCACCAAUGAAACAUAAAGGGGUGGAAAUGUGUGUUAACAUUAACUUUGAACCGCCAAGCAAUAUUCCACGUUGAAGAUUAAUACAAAUGACAACAGAAAACGAUUUUUUUCAUAAAUACAAACUGGGAUUCUAUUGCAACACUUUGACGUAUCCAUUUCUGGCUGAAGGCCAAGCUGGUUUGGUUUGCUCGAGUCGAGAACGUGACACGCGCCAGCGAGCAUUGCCGAAGCUGUGGCGGAAAGUGCCGAACGCCUUUGCCGGGGACACAUAACCUUAUUGUCUCAAAAUGGCGCUUGCUCUCGAUAGUCGCAAGCCAUGGAAAGGAGUAAUUGUUCGUUAACACACCCCUUAGGGUGAUGUUUCGACGACCGCAAUGCAAACGGAGAAUUCUAGAGAUAAGCAAUCGAAGAAAAAGAAAAGUAGAACUUGGUCAGAAGCAUCCAAAAUUUGUUGUUGAUAAUGCAAUACUUAGUGCUCGAAAUCACUGGAGAAUAGGGUCCGAGUCUGAGUGAUUCCUUCCAGUUUCUGGAUCAUUUGGAUGAGGUCGUUGUUGAGAGCACAGAGUCGUCAUCGCCGGUGGUACAGCAGUCAGUGCCGGCAUCAUCAUCAUCAUCUACUUCAUCAUCUACAUCAUCAUCAUCAUUAUCGUCGUCAUCAUCAUCAUCAUUAUCACCCCCAACACCACCACCACAACAACAGCAAACAAACCCUACAGUUGAUUGUAGGGAACUGCAGGUGGAUGAGGUAGCAUUGCUGUCUUCUGGUGCUACCAUCAUUAAAGAUGGUGAGACUCCAGAAAUGGCACUGCUGAAGGCAGCUAUUGGGAAGGACAAGAAGAAAGACAAAGUAUGUGGAGGAGGUGGAGGUGGCGGGGGAGAGGGAGGAGAAAGUUUAGCCAGUCCUGAUAGUCAAUCUCAGGAAGUCCUAGUCCAGCAGCUGCCUGUGACCACAACUCCCGUUUUGCAGCUGCAGCAGUCGAAUGGGGAGCAGCCGGUUCAGGUGGCUGGUACUGAAUCCAAAGAUGUCACUUCCUUGGGUCCAGCCAGUGUGGUUACCAUGUCCAACGUGACAACUUGUAGUUCGAUCUCUGCGGUUCCCAGAACUUUACCAGCCAGCACAGACGGAGGUGAUACUGUAAAGGAAGCAGCAAUUCCCAUAGCAAGCACCCCAACUGUGUCAGACAUCCCUGGCAGACGAAAUAUCAGGCAGGCUUUGCGACCUAAGCGAUAUGAAAAACUUAAUAAAUUUCCUGAAAAAGUCAACUGUAGUAGUGGUACUGGUCAUCGUAGCAUGUCGUUAUCAUCUUCAUUAUCAUCCUCUUCCUCAUCUUCAUUAUCAUCGUCCUUGUCCGUCACUUCUAAUCAUGUGAACUCCCUGGCAGACAGCAAGACCACUGUUGCUGGCACAACGAUUAUCAACAGCUGCACAACAUCCCCUGCUGCUGCUGCUGCUGCUGCUAUGGCAGCCACCGGUGCAGGGAGUAGCCACCGGCAUGCCACUCGGGCUUCCCUUGUUGGAGGUGGCCACUCUUUGCAGGGUGUGCUAAGGCCACAGCAGACAAUGAAAGAGAUCUUGGCCAGUGUUCCUGGUGUCAGUAAAAAGCCCCGAAAGAGAACCAACAAGAAGUUGAGUCCUGCUGCCCAGCUGGAACAAACAAAAGAAGGAUGUGUUGACUUGGAGACACCUGACUCCAUUCUUGUGAACACUAACUUAAGAGCAUUAAUUAAUAAGCACACAUUCCAGCUUCUUCCAGCAGAUUACCAGUAUCGGUUGAUUCAGCUUUUACCUGAGUGUGACCGGUUGGUUGAAGGGUCCAGAAUGAGUACAACUGCUUUAAAUAAUGAGUUCUUUUCCAAAGCCUGUCAAGAAUGGAAAGAAAGAUUGGCAGAAGGAGAAUUUACACCUGAAAACCAACAACGCUUGAAGCAAGAAGAAGAGAAAGAACAGACGAAGAUGGAUCCUUGGAAGAUGAAGCAUUUUGAACAGGUGUGGGGGCAGAGAAAUCUCACAGAUGUUCCCAAAGCUACAAGUUCAACUCCUAUUUCUCGGCCACGUUCACCUCAAGUUACCUCUCCAAUGCGUCGCAAAACAAAGCGAGUUUCCAGUUUAUUCAAACCACGUUCAUUGGCUGUGACUGGUGGUGGUGGUAGUAGUGUUAGUAGUAGUAAUAGAAGUAGUAGCAGCAGUAGUAAUAGUAGUAGCAGCAGCAGUAGUAAUAACAACAGCAGCAAUAGUAGUGGUAAUGGAAGUAGAAACAGUAGCAACAGCAAUACCAAGUUACCACUUGUUGUGACCUCAGCUGCUGCAAUGUCCAGUUCGGAAGCUGUGGCUGGUGUAAAACCAGCAACUACAGUAUCUGUUUCCGUUACCACUACUACCUCAAUUACCACCUCUUCGAGUGACCAAGUGAUCAGCAGUGUCCCGGAAGUGAUCAAAACAUCACAGGUGGACGACCGACUACCUUCGCCUGGUUCCCAGGACAUUGCCAGCAACCUGAAACGCCCCUUGUAUGUGGCUACUGACCUAACUGGUGAGUUGGGCAGUUCUGCUGAUAUCGACAGUGUGAGCCCUUCUAAACGUCAAAAGUAUUCUCCCAGUCAGAAAUUUGGCAGUACGAGGAUUCUUGCCCAAACCAAAGCGUCGUCUGAAAGCAGUCGACAACCGAAAACCUCACAUUCAUCCUGGGGGGGCAGUCCUCAAGAGAAACAGGCUUCUCCUGUAACAGCAUCAAACACUCCUUUAAUACACCCACCUCGCCUUCAGACUGCUUUACUGCAAGUAUCAAAAUCCUCACCCCCUGCUGCAGCUAGCAGUAGUAACAGUAGUACUAAUACUGCUGACAGUUGUGUCGCUGAAGCUUCUUCUAAAAACUCCUCUGCCCCUGCAAAUCAGUCCCGCGUACUUGCUCAACUCCAGGUACCCUCUCAGUUCUUGGCUGCCACGGUAUUGGUAAAGUCUCAACCGAAGUCAAAACCUGUUGUUCGAAACAGCACUAAUUCGAGUCAGUCCAAGACGACGACGACGUCUGUGACAGCUGCGACAUGUACCGAACCAGACACGAGUUCACCGUCCAACGAGUAUCGUCAGAAUGUUUUUGCAUUGUUUCGGAAGUUACGCAGUAACAACAACAACGACAACAAUGACAACAGCAGCAGCAGCAGCAGCAACAGUAACUCCAGUUCUAGUGAUUCAGGUACUGUAACAGCUUCUGCUACGUCACCAACGCUGACGACAACAACAACAACAGCAACAGCAGCAGCGACGACCACCACCACCACAACAGCAGCAGCAGCAGCAGCAGUGGCAACAUCAACUAUUAGUUUUGUCAACAGCAACAGCCCGAACAGCAGCAACAACAACACCACCACCACCACCACCUCCUCCAACAACAACAACAACAAGGACAGUUCAAAUAGUAAUAUAAACAAAACUGAAAGCGUGCCAGCAUCGGAUAGUAGUCUGGCACCAUCGCAGAAGAACAACGAUGCUGUGAAUCUGCAACGUUCGCAUGAGAUCUGCCAGGCUGUGUUUGAGAGAAGCCGAAGUAAUUUGAAUAAGAGCACAAUGGUAUCGCUGUUGCCAAAAUCAAGUAGUGUGGCCAUUCAAGUGACAACCAAUCAAUUCCAACAGCAUACGUUUGGUGCACCGAGCAUCAUUAUCCCCCAGUCAACCAUCGCCAGCUCCAAUCAACAAAAACUCACUCCUGUAACGAGCUCCUCAAGCCAACUGGGAUCUUCGAAAAUCUUGUUCUCACAGUCGGAGUCUGUUUCUAAUCUGUUUGCUCAGUUGCAGAACCCGAAAUCAAGUUCUAAACUUGUUGUGAGCGGCACGUCUUCGAUGCUGUCGCCGUCAUCGUCAUCAUCAUCAACAGGCAACAUUGAAGAAAGUAACGAGGGAGUAAACGACAACACUGAUAAUGGCAGUAAUAAUAAGGACGGAGAUUCCAAACAGGACGACAGUUCCAACGUGCAGAACGACUCGGCCCUUGGUUUGGUUGGCAUGGAGCUACCAUCUGCAUCCACGUCACCACUUUCCUCGGAUACCACGGCAACACCGGCAACAACAGCUGCCGCCGAGCAGAAAGAAGUGCACGCAGCCAUGACAUCCGCUGCGACAGACGUGUUAGUACAAUCGAGCUUGCCGACCACCAGCACUGCAACCACCACCAACAACACCACCACCUCAGCAUUCUCCAGAGUUGAAGGUUCUGCGGCACUUUCUGCUCCAGCCAACUCAUUGCAAUCCAUCUCCACCACCACCACCGCCUCAUCACUCAGCAGCCCCAGAACAUCCCUGUCUCUAAUGUCUUCUAUGACGACGACCACCACUGCGAUGACAUCUACCACCUGCUCUUCACCUUCGCUAACUGUAGCCCUAACCUCUACUCUAUCUUCUCCUCUCUCUGCAGCUAGUCAGUCUCCUGUAGCCGUUACUACUUCAACUACUACAUCUACCAAUGCUACUACUACUACUGCUACUACUACUACUUCUGUUACUACUACUACUACAACUACUACUACCACUACUAUGCCUACUUCGAAACCAGCCUCAAGCGUUGUUGAGGAAACAAGCCCAAAUCCAGAGAUUCUGUCAUCGACAAGCAGAAAUGAGAAAGCAGCUGUGAAGACAACACCUUCAACAUUAUCAGCAGCAGCUGUAACUGCUAGUAAUACUACUACUACUUCAACAACUACUACUACUACUACAACCUCAAUCCUAGCUACGGCUUUGUUAGCGCCGCCUUUAGAUUCUGGCUGUGUGGUCAGAAUACUGGAACGGACAGACAAAAACUGUGAAAUGGCAUCGGAGUCGCCGCCACCGCCGCCUUUACCACCGGACAAGGUAGCGGUGGUGUCCGCCUCUGGCCAGCUGGUUGACUCAACGUCACAGACCAUGGACACUGCCACUACGGCAUUGGCCUGUUCUCAGACUGACUCUAGUACCACUACGGCGUUGUUAACAUCAACAAUAACAACUGUAAUAACAUCAACAACAACAGCUACUGUUGUGGUACCAGCUACUAUGGCAACCAUUGCAACCACUUCUUCUUCUUCUUCUACCACUACUUCUUCAUCCUCCUCCUCCUCUUCUCCACCUACUGUCUCAUCGUCCACCUCCUCCUCCUUUUCCACUUCUCUGGACAACACGAAUCCUGAUUGUAGUCAGUUACCCUCUUCCAAAAGUAGAAAGCUUGAUGGUCAGGUUUCUGUUGCCCCGCCCCGGUCAUCAAGUGCACCUCCAACCACAUUGUCCACUAAAACGCCUGGCCACACGGUCGUCGCCGGCAGCAACACGGAAAACAUUGCCCGGUCGGCCAGCGUGGACACCAGCAUCAAUGCUCUCUACAGCAGCAGCAACAACAACAACAACAACAACAGCAGCAACAGCAAUCAACUGAAAGAUGACGAGCUGCCCCCAGUGUCAGAAACAUCGAGUACCCCGAACGACGAGGUCGACACUGAACACAAACUUUAUCUAACACAACAAGAGGUAAAUUUUUUAUCGCGAGCUGGCACUGCUACUGCAGCAGAACAGAAGGGGCCUCCAAGUAACUCAACUUCUGUAUCAAACGACGUAACUAGUAGUAAUCAUAAACCUAUCACCCUGCUACCCACUCUAGCACCCACACCCUUGGCUUCGACGCCCAUCACCACCAUUAUAAUUACAACCACCACUACAACUACUACUACUACUACUACUACUACUACAACAUCCAACGUCGCGUCUGGCACCCCAACCCCUCAACCCUUACAAUCCCCCAAUUCCUCUCUCUUACCGCCAGACACAGUAGACAGUGUCCAGAACAUCGCGUUAAGCUUAGCAAACAAUGUGGAGGCGCAUAUAUCUGACCUUUUGAGCACACCCGUAUCCAUCAUCGCCGGCAGCACCCCUGUGCACGUGCUGGCAGCCACCAGUGUCGGUGACCCGAUGCACAUGAUCCAGUCGACCGUCUUGCCAUCGAUGGUCGCUGCCGCCGCUGCUGCUGCGGGUGCCGCUCCUGUCCCAAACGGCAGCUGCGCAAUCGCGCAGUCACCCAACUGUGCCUGCAGUCUAAAGGCCAUGGUGAUGUGCAAAAAAUGUGGUGCAUUUUGUCACGAUGACUGUAUCGGGCCGUCACGUCUGUGUGUGACCUGCCUGAUUACAACGUGACAUUGCGUGUUGAGGAGUUUUGUUUGUUUUAUUCUGUUUAUAUACAUAUAUAUAUAUAUAUAUGUAUAUGUACAUUUUUUUUUUUGGAACUUAAUGUGUGAAAGAUGAAAACAAAAUUAAGGAAAAGAAAGCCAUAUUAAAUAAUGAUUAUGAUGUAAUAAUAAUAAUAAUAUAAUAAAUAAUAAUAAUAAUGAUAUGACGUUGGUUGAUGAAAUAAAAAUGUUAGUAGAAUCUGAAUGAGUGUUAGGGUGUGUGUGUGUGUUUGUGCACGUAUAUGUGUACGCGUGCGUGCGUGGAUGUGCGUGCAUGCAGACGUGUGUGUGUGUGUAUUUUUUUGAGACAAAGAGUGGCAGUGAGAGAGAGAGAUGACUGACUGCAGGAGAGAAGGUUAGAAUGAAUUGAUUGCGAGAUGAGAUGAUAAAAAGACUUUAUCACAUGAAGAGGAACAAAUAUAAUUAAGAAGAAACAUUUGAAAAUAAAAAUAAAAAAAAAGAAAAUACUUUUUGAAGAAAGACAAAAGGAAAAAAAAAAUAUGUGAAGAAUAAAUAAAUAAAUAAAAAAAAUUGAGAUGGAAAAAAAAUAAAAUAAAUUAAAAAAAAAUUACCCUCAGAGAGAUGUUAAAUGAAAUAUAGUGAAUAAAAAAAGAACUAUAUGGAAAUAUUUGAAAUAAUGAUGGAUGCCAAAUAAAUUUUUGAUGUGAUCAGUAAACAAAAACAACAAAAAAAUUUCAAAAAAAAAAAGAUAAAGGAAAAAAUCUAUGGGCUGUCCCGUGAGGAGGAGAAAUGAUAUUGUACAUUUUUCUUAUAUUCUGUAUAAUGUCUGCCUACCUGUGAAUUUUUUUCUUCUCAUUUUAGUGAGAGGGAGGGGAAAAAGAGAGAAAAAAAACUAAAAUUUUCUUCAAACAAA